Molecule: messenger RNA, 2310 nt
Organism: Macadamia integrifolia
Lineage: Eukaryota; Viridiplantae; Streptophyta; Magnoliopsida; Proteales; Proteaceae
Product: mitochondrial carrier protein CoAc1
Exons: 7
Coding region: 808-1842 (344 amino acids)
Biological process (GO): transmembrane transport
Source: RefSeq, a predicted model, not a curated record
UGUUGCAAAUCCUGCAUGAUUACCUCUGGCGUCGCGGCUGAAUCUACAAUGCUAGAUUCUCUGCGUUCGUUGAGCCACCCCAAGGUAACCCUACAAGCCUAACGGGCCAACGGCUCAUCCGAGGAAGUGCCUUAAAAUUAGAGCUGAAUAGAUCCACAGUUCAGCACCGACCAGUUUUAUGACCAUGAGAUUGGCAUCGAUCGAUCAUAAUCGACAAUCGGUCAACCUAGUAACGUGAAAAGCACCUUUCGUCGAGGCUCCAAAAUCUCGCAAAGCGAAAGGCAAAAAGAGAGAGAGACUACUUAGGAGUCUUGGGAGAAGGAGAAAGGAAACCUCCUCAGCGCAGCAAAGAAGAACUUGUCUACUCCCAUCUGGUUUGUUUGUUCGUUAAAACUUUAGUAACUCUCCAAUGGCUCUCGAUGAAAUUGAUUUAGUUUCGUGGAGACGCCUUUUCCAUUAAAGGAUUUCUGAAUCUUUCCCUUCCCUUUUAUUUUUUUGAAUUUAUUUGGAUUCGAUCUUUUGCUUUUGCUUCGGCUGCUGCUUCUGUUGAUGUAUCUGGCUAUCUUUGGAGACGAGGAAGAUCGAUAUUCCGAGUUACCCACCUGGUUUCUCGGUGUUUUGAUGAUAUUAUCUCUGCUAUUUCCACAGAAAGCUUUCUCCUAUUGUCUCCCCAGAGACCGAUGGGAUAAAGAGUUCGCUAUCUUGCAGGCCGGUUAACUGGAAUUCUUUUUUCUAAAAUCUAUUGUCUCUGAGGAGAUCAGGUUUAUUUGAUUCUGUUGUGUGCGUCAGUAUAGAGAGAGGGUUGAGAUGGGUUCUUCUCAAGGUUCGGCUUUGACGGGGAAUGUGGCAGAGUUCGUUGAUGGCUCCUCUGCUCGUGGAGAGGUUUUCUUUCUUGAUUGUUUGCCUGUUUAUGUUAAGGAGUUAAUUGCUGGAGGUGCUGCUGGUGCUUUUGCAAAGACUGCUGUUGCUCCUUUGGAGCGGAUCAAGAUUCUCUUGCAGACAAGAACUGAAGGGUUUCAUUCUCUCGGUGUCUACCAAUCCCUAAAGAAGUUACUGAAGCAAGAAGGUGUUUUAGGAUUUUAUAAAGGAAAUGGUGCUAGCAUUCUUCGGAUUGUCCCAUAUGCUGCUCUUCAUUUCAUGACAUAUGAGCAAUAUCGAUGUUGGAUAUUGAACAACUAUUCUGCUCUUGGAACUGGCCCUUUUAUAGAUCUAUUGGCUGGUUCAGCAGCUGGAGGGACAGCAGUAUUGUGCACUUAUCCCUUGGACUUGGUUCGAACGAAACUUGCUUACCAGGUCACAGACACCAGAGGAAGUAUCAGUAAUGUUGGGAAUACUUACCAUAUUCAGCCUGCAUAUCGUGGUAUAAAAGAUGUUUUCAGGAGUGUUUACAAGGAAGGUGGAGUGUGUGCUUUAUAUCGGGGUGUGGGUCCAACACUUAUUGGUAUCCUCCCUUAUGCUGGCCUGAAGUUCUACAUAUACGAGGUGCUGAAGAAGCAUGCCCCUGAAGAACACCAAAAAUCUAUUGUAAUGCGUCUCUCCUGCGGAGCUUUAGCUGGGCUUUUUGGACAGACCUUCACAUACCCACUAGACGUAGUUAGGAGACAGAUGCAGGUCCAAGGCCUGCGACCAUCCAUCCAACAAGGAGAUCCUGGAUACAAAAGCACAAUGGAAGGGCUUACUACCAUCAUCAAGAAUCAAGGAUGGAGGCAAUUGUUUGCUGGUCUAAGCAUUAAUUAUUUGAAAAUUGUUCCUUCUGUGGCCAUCGGUUUCACAGCAUACGAUGUGAUGAAGACUUGGUUACGUGUUCCACCGCGUCAGAAAUCUCAAUCUAUAUCAACUUGAUGGAGUUAAUGGAUAUUGUUGAAAUAUACCAUCACAGAAUUUGUUUGACACUUCAUUGCAUGAUGUGUGAGCCUUGUCCAGCGGGGGAUCCACUUUAAGUACUUUGACUUUUGGUCGUCAAUGCUGAUGAUGAUCGACAAUGAGGAGAUGAAUUUCACUGUUCAAGGACUUGAAGGAGGGCCAAUUUAGUUUCAGGGCACCAGAGUGUUGAAUGUCAUCCUUGGAAUUUAAGUGACCUCAAAACCCUGACAUAAAAUUAAUCAGUAGAUGAUCAGGCAAAUAUCGAUUCCUCUGUAAUCGUGGAUCUUUAGAUGCUUACUACAUGAUAUGCAGUGGAUUUAAAUUCACUAUCUCUAGACUUGUGGGCUAAUAAGCUUUGGCUAAUCAUCUGUUUUUUCAUGAUUCAAAACGUUGAAAAGUAUGAACAAUUAGUUUCCAAUGACAGGUUACUUGAUGGGUUUAAGACUA